UGGAUGUACACGCUGCGGAUGUAAUGAAUACGGAUCGGUUCGUGACGACUGUGAACAGACAACGGGAAGGUGUGUUUGUAAACCUAACGUUGAUGGGAUGAAGUGUGAUCGUUGUGCUAGAGGAAAGGUUUUGGAACCACAGGGUUGUGUUGACGCAUCUUUGGCGAAAAUGGUAGGGGCAUCAUGUGACAGCUUGACUUGUAAGUACGGUGCCAACUGUACGGAGAAGAAUGGCCGAUUACAGUGUGUUUGUGACUUUAUAUGUCCUUCCUCUGACACCAACAAUCCAGUCUGCGGAAAUGAUGGUUACACUUACGGUUCGGAAUGCCAGCUUCGGUUGCUAAGUUGUCGUUAUCAGAAGCCCCUUUCAGUCUCGAACAAGGGCCCCUGUAAACGAGAUGUGGACGUAACACCCACGGGUAGCCCUGUUCGUCGUUCCACAGUUCAGAAGUCCACUGUCGAUCAGUUUGAGUCAAAGUCAACACGAGACAUUACUCUAAGUCUACCAGAAAACUUGUAUCUUAGUACCAGACCUACCAUUGCAGCGCCAGUGGAAAUGGAAAACUCCGUGGAAGUUCCAGCGUUUUCUGGUCGUUCCUGGAUCGAACUUCGGAGACUUGACGCUUAUGUUCGAAUGAACGUGAAGUUGGAGUUUCUGACUCUUGCUAAUGAUGGCAUACUUCUUUAUAAUGGACAGAGUAAUGGUGACAGCGAUUUUGUUUCCUUAGCUGUUAAAGACGGCUACGUGGAAUUCAGGCAAGUUUCUUAGGGACUUUAACUGUUAAAGACGGCUACGUGGAAUUCAGGCAAGUUUCUUAGGGACUUUAACUGUUAAAGACGGCUAC
This is a messenger RNA of Limulus polyphemus (Atlantic horseshoe crab), 845 nucleotides long. Its product is annotated as agrin-like. The record is from RefSeq and is a predicted model, not a curated record. Bases 98 to 769 code for a protein of 223 amino acids. Gene Ontology annotation, biological process: multicellular organism development; cell differentiation. Gene Ontology annotation, molecular function: protein binding. Lineage: Eukaryota; Metazoa; Arthropoda; Merostomata; Xiphosura; Limulidae. The transcript has 5 exons.